AUGAUUGCUGAAGCUUCUGCAAGUGUUAACGCGACGCGGAUAUACAUCAAGGCAUCUGUGAACGAGUGCAUACAAAACAACGAAGAUAUACUGCAUCGGAUAGAAAUGGUGAUAGAUCUAUCUGAUGCCUAUCUUCAGACAGAACUGUCUGAAGAAUCUAAGAAGAUGGGCGUGAUUAACGCACAUAAAAUAUUGUUGCUGUACAUUCGCCUGCCUUGUGGAAUCAAGACAGCGUCUGGAGUUUUCAACAAACUAUGA
Messenger RNA from Ostertagia ostertagi, 258 nucleotides. The record is from the annotation of a GenBank genome assembly. NCBI's taxonomy places the organism in Eukaryota, Metazoa, Nematoda, Chromadorea, Rhabditida, Trichostrongylidae.